GUCUCCUGAGCGGUGACUCAGGCCGGCUUGUGGGGUGUUGCUGGAGGUUUCCUGACCUCUGUGUGGAGUCAGAAAACAGAGGAUGGUUUACAUGACUGUUUAAAAAAGGGAAACAGAGAUACAGAGCAGUCAUGAGUCUGAAACAUGUUACCAGGAGACCAUUUACCUUUGGACGGGACGGAGGGACGGAGCAACCCGACUGAAGGCAAGUACACAUGAUCUGACCCGCACUGGCUGUAAAAGCUGUGAGUAUUUUAACACAUGCUCAGGUGGACAGUUAUUUUUGAGCUUCGGUUACUUCAACAAAGAAAAAUAUUACAUUUUGUAUGGCUAAUCUUGAUCUAAUAUUGACAUUUUAUUUAACCCUUGCAUAAAUAAACUUACACCAGGGAGAGUGGUAAAUGUGAAAUAUUAAGACUUAUGAGACCCUAAAAACUCUCUAUAGAGACAGAGGACUAUUUGUAGCACAUAUAUAUACAUAUCUGUUCCUGAUUUUGAUGACCUACCUCUAUACCUACAUAAAAAAAAUAUAUUUUUUAGAACUAUAUUUGAAAAAAGUAUUGAAAUUUUCUGAAAAUGUCCUAAAUUUGCAGACGCCCUUUCUGUGUGUGUGGUGAGAGAAGAACCUGUUAUGUUUUUCCAACUUUCUUUUGAUUUUCCUGCAGAUGGUGCGUCUUUAAAACCCACACAGGAUACUCUCACAGCACGUGACCCUGUUAGCGGAGGAAAUACCAUUCCCGCUGACCUCAUCAGCAGUAAGUGGAAACCCUGAGUCCGAGCUGCAAACAAUACAGAGGCUAAAAGUUAUUGUUGUGACUUGACGGGGACUGUAAAAGCAAUCAGUGCUGGGAAGUACAACAGCAGUGUGAAGACACUGUGUGAGGGGCUGAAGGAGGACAGCGGCAACACAAUUUAAAUCUAUAAUACAACAGUGUCACGUCGCCUAAAUAAACUUUUGGAUAAUACCAAUUAGUAAGAAAAGUAAACGACUAUUUUCCCACAUAAUGUUUUGACCUUGGGUCGAUAAAUAGAGACUUACUGUACAUAAAGGUAAAAGAAAAUUAACAAAAAUAAGUUAAAUUAACUGUGGGGCUUUUUGGGACCCUUGUGUUUGGUGAAAUAAUUGCUGUUCCUACCAAAGAAGCUUCCUCUCUAUUGUUUAAAUACAUGAGAUAAACAUCUCUUAAUAACCUCAUAACUUCUCAUAACCUCUUUCUGAUUCUCAGUCUCACGUUGAUUCAGGCUUCAGGCCUUGUGUUGUUCGAUUAGUCUAACUCUAAUAAUGAGGCUCCAGUGAGACAAUCUUGAUUGUUUCUUCUUCAGCCCAGCCUCUGCCAGCAGCAGCAGCCCCACCAGCAGAGGCCUCCCAGGAGGCAGCAGAGUGUAAGAAGCCCACCUGCCCACGAUGUGGCCUCACAGUCCCCGAACACAGACUGCCCCCUGUCCUGCCGGCUGUGACUCGGUUGCAGGGAUCCAGCUUGUCUAUGCACAGCAGCAGCAGCAGCAGGAGGAGCAGGAGCACCAACAGGAGCAGGAGCAGUGCGGCCAGAUCACAGCGACCUCCAGCUGGUGAGAGCAACAAUGACACUCCUCUCUACACCGACAAGAAGACAUAUGAUUGAUACAUGAUAAACAGUAUUACUUAAGAUAAAGUAAGAUAAAAUAAGAUAAGAAGAACUUUAUCAAUCCCCGAAGGGAAAUUCAAUACAAGUAUACACAAUUUAACCACUUAACUAAACUGGAAAAAAAUAAUUUCAACACUGUUUUUGACAUAGAUACGAAAGAGGAUUAGGGCCACAAGAAGAGAAAAAAAUAAUAACAGGUGGGAGAUUUUAUUUAAUUUCCAUUUUGGGAUUAAAGUCGAAAUUUCAAGAUUAAGGUGAAAUAAAAGAAAGAGAAAAUGAAAAAAAAAAUCAAAAUUUUGACAUUAAAGUUGAGUUAAAAUUAUCGGAAAAAAAAUCGGAAUCACAUAAAUAAAGUUAAAAUCUCCACUUCAAUUAAAAAAUGUAAUUUUUUAUAAUCUCAAAGUUAUUCAUGACAUAGCGACAUUUUGUAAUCUCGAAAUUUCAAUUUUUGAUCUCGAAAUUUUGACUUUAUUGACAUGAUUUCAAACUUUUUUGAAGUCAAAAUUUCAACUUUAGUCUUAAAAUUUCAAUUUUGGAAAUUUGACUUUAUUGACAUAAUUUUGAUGUCGAAAUUUUGACUUUAAUCUCCUUCCUGUAAUUAUUAUUUUUUUCUCUUUAUGUGGCCCUAAUCCUCUCGUACAAAUAUGGUUGUUGGACAAAAACACAUAUUUUGUUUUUUUUAAAGCAACUUGUACAGACUUGUACGAUGAAGAUACUAGGUGUAACUGGAUGACACAUCAUGUAAACAGCACAGAUCACAAACAGUGCUUUACUACUAGAUAGAGUCCAGUAUUGUCUACUUUUCCAGUUGCUCUGUGAACUCUUAGUGUAAUUUCUAUCAGUUUAAGACUUUUCAGUGAUUUAGAAAUAAAGCAAAAAUGAAUCAAAGUAGGAGAGACGUUAAAUAAUCCUUGAUUUGAUCUUCCAUUAAGUCAACAAUUACUUCAAAGACAGAAAAACUUUCAUAAACAAAGACAGGAUCUUGUCUUUAUUUUUUCUUCUUACAAAACUGCAGUAAAAAGUUCCCUUGAAGACUUUCAAACUGCACUUUCAUCCAGUUUUAUCAAAGCCUGCGGCGAGCCACUCCCUGUUUAUCAUUGUGUUCAUGUAGUUAUCUCUAUGAAGUUGUGCGUUAAAUCAAUACACCGGCCACACAUAAAGAAAGCUCCUUUUCAUCUACACACAUAUAGAGAUAUUAGCAUAAGUUAUGUGCAGGGGGUGCAUAAUUGGAGCAGCUAAGCAGGAAAACGCUGAACCCCACUCCCCAGGGAAUUCUGCCACCUCCUUUUCAUUGACUUCCUGGAGUAAACAGGAUAAAACAGCUCCAUCUGCAUGAGCUCACUCUCUCUCUGCUCCUCCUGAGGAUGAAAACGAGAGCUGAGUAAUAAUACAAUGGUUAGGAUCAUAAAAGAUGCACCAUAACACACUGCUGGGGUUAAUAUAUGCAAUUUCAUCUGCACCCAAUUUGGAUGGAGAGCAAUUAUCAUGUGACAGCUCCUUCCCGGUUGUUGUUCAUCACUGGGAGCCUUUGUGGCCUUUUUGAUUUUCCCCCGAGGACUAACAGAGCUCUGUGAUUAAGUAAACACAAUCACACUUGAUCACUGCAGCUGAGUAGUUUCUCUUUUAACUUCUGGUUGGCACAACAAAUAAACAUGCAGGAGAUUAAUUUGGGUUAAUAGAAUCAUAAAUCCCCUUUUCUGAUCAUGUCUGACAAGCUCUGAGAACAAACCACAACUUUCUCGUGACCUCAGAUUUGAUAUUUCUUGAAUUAAUUACCCCUCUUCUCCCACAGACUCCUGUUUACACCUGCUGCUGGCGUGCUUGUACUGUCAGUGCUCUGUGCUGCUCCUGGGUAUGUUGGAGGCCUGCUCCUCCUGCCUCCAUGGCCUCUGCUCCACCUGCUGCCACGCCUGCUCCUGCUGCUGUUCGGCCAUCCAAGAUGUGCCCGUGGAGGAGCUGAACUGCAAUGCACACUGCCACUCGGUGAUGUUCGAGUCCUGCUGUGAGCCGACUGAGUGUCUGGAGUUUUGUCUCGAGUGCUGUGAGAUCUGCCACCGCAGCUAAGAGGAAGCUGGAAAGAGCGCUGGGUUUGAGGACUGAACUGGAACCACAGAUUUAAGACUUUUCAACUCCUCUGACUCAACAUCCCCCUUUUUUUUGGCCAAGAAAGAUGUAAAAAGCAGGACAACUGCAGAACUUUGCAAUCUUUAGGAUCACUUAAGUACUCUUACAAAGACGCCCUGUUUGAUGGUUUAUUUUUGUAUGGAGGACGAAUAGGGCCACUGGAAAAAAAAAGUCCAAUAAUAUAUUUUAAUUAUUAUUUUGAGAUUAAUCUUAGAAAUCUUACUUUAAUCUCGGAAUAAUUAUUUUAAAAAAUCAUAUUGGACCUUUUUUUUCCAGUGGCCUUAUUUCUCUUCCAUAAUUUUUGUGAAUGUCCACUAAUGUAAUAACUUUCUAAAGCAUUAAAAGUUGAUUUUGUCAAACUGU
Messenger RNA from Xyrichtys novacula (pearly razorfish), 4112 nucleotides. The record is from the annotation of a GenBank genome assembly. NCBI's taxonomy places the organism in Eukaryota, Metazoa, Chordata, Actinopteri, Labriformes, Labridae.